This is a messenger RNA of Stegodyphus dumicola, 1608 nucleotides long. RefSeq lists its product as uncharacterized. The record is from RefSeq and is a predicted model, not a curated record. NCBI's taxonomy places the organism in Eukaryota, Metazoa, Arthropoda, Arachnida, Araneae, Eresidae.
AUGGAAUUUUAUCUUCGAGUUAUAAAAGAAAAUUAUACAUAUCAAAUGGGAAUUUUCCUGAAAGUGAAACCAGUUGAAUAUCGAGCAGGCGACAUAAAUGGAAUUCCAAGGUUUUAUGUAUAUAUACCCAUUUUAGAAUCUCUUUCAAACCUAUUAAAACAUGACAGCAUUUUGUCAGAUGUUUUACAGAUAAAUCAACCUAAUAGUAAAAUGUUUUCUGAUUUCAAUAGCAGCUACUUUUGUAUGAAAAAUGAAUUAUUUUCAUCAGGUAUUACUUUACAAUUGCAUCUCUACUUAGAUGAAAUAGAUAUUUGUAAUCCACUUGGAAUGUACAAAAGCAGACAUAAAAUAUCAUGCCUUUAUUACACACUUCUUAACAUCAUUCCCAACCAUCGUUCACAAUUACAAGCUAUUCAACCAUGUCUCUUUAUAAGAUACACAGACAUGAAAAAUUUUACUCUACAGAAUACAGUGAAACCUCUUCUAGAAGAUUUGAAGGUUUUGGAAACUCAGGGGAUCUACGUUGAAAAACUAGGAAGAUGCUUAAAAGGAAGUGUUGCUUGUGGAUUUAGCACAUCCUUUUCAUCAAACACCUCUCGCGUCUGCAGACACUGUCUUAUUCAAAAGCAAGAUAUUGGCAAAGUAAACAUUGAUUCAAUUAAGAGGACGAAAAAUAAUUAUGCUUAUCAUUUAUCUCAGAUAGCUAUUGAUAAAAGUAAUGAAGUGAUAUAUGGUAUUAACAGCAAUUGCCCAUUUAAUGAGCUCAGAUAUUUUCACGUCACUGAAGGAUUACCUCCUGAUGCAAUGCAUGAUUUGCUGGAAGGUAUUGUUCCGUAUGAGAUAGCCCUGAUAUUAAAACAUCUUAUAUUAGAUAAUUAUCUGAAUUUUGACUUACUGAAUGAACGUAUUAAAUCUUUUGUUUUCAAGGGGUCUGAUAAAGCGAACAAAAUUUACAAAAUAGACCCUAAUUUUAGUGCUAAGAACACAAUAGGUGGUAAUGCUUCAGCAAAUAAAACUUUAAUAAAACUAUUACCACUCAUGAUUGGAGACCUUAUUCCAGAAGAUAAUUCAUGUAAUUAUUGGAGCUUGUUAAUUAUAUUAAAAAACAUAGUAGAAUUGGUAUUAUCUCCGGAACUGAGUUUAGAGAUGAUUUCAUACUUAAAAUACUUAAUAGACUUACAUUUAUCUAUGUUUAUUGAUAUUUUUCCUAAUGAAAGACUGAAAAUCAAACAUCGCAACCUGGAGCAUUACCCUGAAGCAGUCAUGAAUUUUGGCCCACCAGUUAAUUAUUGGUGCAUGAGAUUUGAAGGAAAACACUGUUACCUUAAGUCUAUAUUGAAAUCAGGAGGAAAUUUCAAAAAUCCUCUGAAAACAGCAGCUGAAAAAAUUAGUCUUUUGUCAGCAUACCACUUAUCCGGACAAAAGUUUUUCAAUCCAGAAGUAGUUACUGGUAAUACAACUCCAAUCCAUAGAUCUUUAAUUAAAGCACAACUAUUAAAUAAUUUAGAUCAUAUAAAUACGAAACAAAGUUUCUAUACACAGUGUAAAAAUAUCAAGAUGAACUGCAAGAAACUGAACUGCAAGAAGUAUGAACUGCAAGAAGUAUGA